Messenger RNA from Alosa alosa (allis shad), 5132 nucleotides. RefSeq names its product NACHT, LRR and PYD domains-containing protein 3-like. NCBI's taxonomy places the organism in Eukaryota, Metazoa, Chordata, Actinopteri, Clupeiformes, Clupeidae. Gene Ontology annotation, molecular function: protein binding. The record is from RefSeq and is a predicted model, not a curated record.
GGCUUUAGUGCUGUGUGUUAUCUAAGCUGUAAAACCUGUUAUAACAACUUCUUGCAGGAACACGAAGUUCACUCUGAAACAGGUAUCAGCCAGUACAGGUGGAAUAUAUCUUAGGUGGUUAAACAGAUUUCAAGUGAGACACACACUCUGAGAUGAGUGAAGAGGCCGAGGGGGCUGCAGGUCACAGGAGACCAGAGUCUGCACUACACAGCUGUGUGACCAUGGAGACUGACCAGGAUACUGUUAGCAUGAACAAAGCAUCAACACGGACCAGUGCAGGAGCACACACACACAGACCUCCAUCUCCAGUGCCCAGCUGUGUCUCCAUGAAGAGUGAUAAGUCCAUGGAUGAUAUGCCCCAAUUCAGCAGUGGACAAGUCCCAUCAGGACUAAAUGAGCUCAGUACUGAUCUGACUCAGGAUCAGUCCAGAUGUGGAGUGUGUGAGCAGGUACUGAGGGACCCAGUCAUCACCACCUGUGGACACAGUUUCUGCAGGCAGUGCAUCAGCAGCUACUGGGAGCAGCCUGGACCACAAGGGGACCAAGCCUGUCCCCAGUGUGGAAAGACAUGCAGAACCCAACCUCCUCUACAGCCUCCUCUGGAUGAACACACAGAUAUGAGCACACAGGGUGAACACACAGGCCUGAUCAACAGCAGAAGACACCUGCACACUGAACAUACACCAGGCAAAAAGAGGGAACUAGACGAGGACCUGAGAAGAGUUAUAAAGAAUCACAAAGCCAGUCUGAAGAGGAGGUUUGAGAACAUAUCUGAAGGCAUCAUCAACAAGUCAGGAACUCACACACCCCUGAACAAGAUCUACACAGAGCUCUACAUCACAGAGGGAGAGAGUGAAGGGGUGAAUAAGGAACAUGAGGUUUGGCAGGUAGAGUCAGCAUCCAGAUCUCAAUCCACAGAAGACACACCAAUCAACUACAAUGACAUCUUCAAGCCCUUAGCUGGACAGGAGAAGCACAUCAGAACUGUGAUGACCAAAGGUGUUGCUGGAAUUGGAAAAACAGUCUCAGUGCAAAAGUUCAUUCUUGAUUGGACAGAUGGAGUAGCAAAUCAGGAUGUAGAUUUUAUGUUCCCCCUUUCUUUCCGGAUGCUGAAUUUAGUCAGGGGUGAUCAGUACAGUCUUCACAGGCUCCUGCUUGAAUUCCACCCUGAGCUGAAGGAGCUGAAUGAUGGUGAAGGAUACAAAGACUGUCAGGUUGUGUUCAUCUUUGACGGUUUGGAUGAGAGUCGGUUGACUCUGGAUCUGGAACAGAACAGUAAGUUGGCUGAUGUAAAACAAACAUCAUCAGUGGAUGUUCUGAUGACGAGCCUCAUUCAGGGAACUCUGCUUCCCUCUGCACUCAUCUGGAUAACCUCACGACCAGCAGCAGCAGCCAGUCAGAUUCCUGCUCAGUUCAUCGACCAGGUAACAGAAGUACGAGGAUUUAAUGACCCACAGAAGGAAGAAUACUUCAAGAAGAGAAUUAGUGAUGAGAGUCAGGCCGACAGAAUUAUCUCCCACAUUAAGGCAUCUAGGAGUCUCCACAUCAUGUGCCACAUUCCAGUCUUCUGUUGGAUUGCAGCCACUGUACUUCAGCAGAUGCUGGAAAGGAAAAACAUCAAAGACAUUCCCAAAACACUGACUGGGAUGUUCAUACAAUUCUUGCUGAUCCAGACAAAUCGAAAGAAUCAGAAAUAUCAAGAAAGCCAAGAAACAGAUAAGAAGAGGCUCUUGGAAUCACAGAAAAAAAUACUACUGAAGCUGGCAGAACUGGCUUUCAAGAAUCUAGAGAAUGGCAACCUCAUGUUUUAUGAGGAAGACCUGAGAGAGUCUGGCAUUGAUGUCAGUGAAGCCUCAGUUUACUCUGGCAUGUGCACCGAGAUCUUCAAGGAAGAAUCUGUGUUUCACCAGAGGAAGGUCUACUGCUUUGUGCAUCUGAGUGUCCAGGAGUUUCUGGCAGCUGUGUUUGUGUUUCACUCAUAUUUAGCUAAGAACCUUGAGACAUUGAAAACCCUCUUCAGUGAUGAGCGUAGACAUGAAGUCAAUCCAUCAAUGUUAUAUUCUUUUCAAUCAGCACUACGAUUAAAACCUCAGGAUGACUUGCAUGUUUUACUUAAGAGUGCAGUUGAUAAGGCUUUGGAGAGCCAGAACGGACACCUGGAUCUCUUCCUUCGCUUCCUCAUGGGUAUUUCUGUGGAGAGCAAUCACAUACUUCUGCAAGGUCUACUGAGCAACACACACAACAGCUCUGAUAGUAUUAAGGAAACAUGUCAGUACAUGAAGAAGCUCAACAGGGAAGGUCUCUCUCCUGAACGAUGCAUCAAUCUUUUCCACUGCUUGCUUGAAAUGAAUGAUGAUUCCAUGCACAAAGAAAUUCAGAAAUACCUGUCAUCCCCAAAGAAAAUCAAACAGAAGUUGUCUCCUGCCCACUGUUCAGCACUGGCCCACAUACUUCUGAUGUCUGAGGAGGUGCUGGAUGAGUUUGAGCUAAAGAAAUACAACACAUCAGAUGAGGGUCGCAGGAGACUGCUCCCAGCUGUGAGGUGCUGCAGAAAGGCACGACUUGCUGAAUGCAAACUCUUAGAGAACUGUGGCUGUGGAAAUGUGGAAAUUGUGGCUACUGUUCUACAGUCACCAAACUCCCUGAUACAGCUGGACCUGAGUGACAAUGACCUGGGAGAUUCUGGAGUUCAGCUUCUCGCUAAGGGACUGUCUAGUCCCCACUGCAAACUCCAGACAUUAAGGCUUGCUGAUUGUAAACUCACAGAUACGUCUUGUGAGAUUGUGGCUUCAGUCCUACAGUCACCAAACUCCCUGCAACAGCUGGACUUGAGUGACAAUGACCUUGGGGAUUUUGGAGUUCAGCUUCUCUCUAAGGGACUGUCCAGUUCCAACUGCACAAUACAAACAUUAAGGCUUGCUGAUUGUAAACUCACAGAUACGUCUUGUGAGAUUGUGGCUUCAGUCCUACAGUCACCAAACUCCCUGCAACAGCUGGACUUGAGUGACAAUGACCUUGGGGAUUUUGGAGUUCAGCUUCUCUCUAAGGGACUGUCCAGUUCCAACUGCAAAAUACAAACAUUAAGACUUGCUGAAUGCAAACUCUUAGAGAACUCCUGGAAAAUUGUGGCUACUGUUCUACAGUCACCAAACUCCCUGAUACAGCUGGACCUGAGUGACAAUGACCUGGGAGAUUCUGGAGUUCAGCUUCUCGCUAAGGGACUGUCUAGUCCCCACUGCAAACUCCAGACAUUAAGGCUUGCUGAUUGUAAACUCGGAGAUACGUCUUGUGAGAUUGUGGCUUCAGUCCUACAGUCACCAAACUCCCUGCAACAGCUGGACUUGAGUGACAAUGACCUUGGGGAUUUUGGAGUUCAGCUUCUCUCUAAGGGACUGUCCAGUUCCAACUGCACAAUACAAACAUUAAGGCUCUCUGAUUGUCUCAUCUCAGAGAAGGGCUGUGGUUUUCUGGUUUCAACCCCCUUUCCCUCUCAUCUAAAAGAACUGGAUCUCAACUACAAUUAUCCUGGAGAAUCAGGAAUGAAGCUGUUAUCUGCUAGACUGGAGGAUCCUGUCUGUAAACUGGAGAUACUGAGAACUGACCACGCUUCUUUAGACAGAGCACGACCACGUUUGCUGAAAUAUGCCUGUGAUCUCACACUGGACCCAAACACAGCAAACAGAUUUCUCUCUCUCUCUGAGUGGAACAGAAAGGUGACAUGUGUGAAGAAGGAGGAGCAGCCGUAUCCUGAACACCCAGAGAGAUUUGACUCUAUUUAUCAGGUGUUGUGUAGCGAGGGUCUGACUGGACGCUGCUACUGGGAGGCUGAGAGGAGUGGAGAUGGAGAUGAGAUAUCUGUGGCCUAUAAAAGCAUCGAGAGGAAAGGGAGGGGUGAUGACGUCAUAAUGGGACGGAAUGCCACGUCCUGGAGUCUGGACUGCUCUUCUGAUCACAGAUACUCUGUCCUGCACAAUAAUAAACGCACUGCCAUACCUGCCCCCUCCUCCGGCUCCAGAACAGUAGGAGUUUACCUGGACUGGCCAGCCGGCACUCUGUCCUUCUACAGCGUCUCCACUGACACACUCACCCACCUGCACACGUUCCACUCCACAUUCACUGAGCCCCUCUAUCCAGGGUUUGGGGUUUGGAGAUCUGGCUCCUCAGUGUCCCUGCGCAAAAUCACAUGAGCUCGUUCUCCAACAGGUACAUCCACCCUUUUCUCUCUCUCUCUCUCUACCUCUACCCUCAGUCUCUGUCCCCCUCUUCUCUUCUCUUCCUCUCUCUGUCUCAUUCUCCUCCAUUUUCAGAUGUGUGUGUGUGUGGUUUGUAGGACACUGUAAUGUAAUACAGGCUUGUAGGCACAAUAACCUCUUUUACAAACAACUUUAGUAAAGAGGUUAUUACAUUAUAUUUUGCUUUGCAUCAGAUUCAAUGUUGGCAUAUCACACACAUCAAGCUAAUAUUUUUGAAGUUGUGUGUGUGUGUGUGUGUGUGUGUGUGUGGUUUGUAUGACACUGGUGUCUAUUUAACCAACUGCCAAAAUUCAGACUUAAAUUCAUCAAGUCAAGACUCUGUGUAACAUUCCGCAGUAACCACGUAACCGUAGCAACAUCCAUUCUGUUGAUCUGUGGCCCUGGCAGUUGAGCAGGGCUUGUUACUAUGGCAAUAGCUCCAGCUUUGGCCCAUAGACUGUAUAAAGAACUAGAUAGAUAGAUACUUUAUUGAUCCCCAGGGGAAAUUCAAGGAACUGCAGGAACACCAGUCACACACACUCCUGUUCAUACACAUGUGUAAUGUAUGUAUGUAUGUAUAUUCAAUUAUAUAAUUACUGUUUUGAUGAAACUAAACAAAUGCUGAUAUUGCUUUCUUUAUAUUAUGCUCUUUCCCUAAAAUGAAUGUGUGGAUUAUGAGAAUGUUUCAGCAACAACAAUAUGAUUUAUUCUGUUCUCCCUAAAGUAUAGUUAUUUGCUGAAUUAUCUUUGAAAAAUGAUUUGCUGAUCUGAGGUGUCAGUGUUUUUAUAUGUGUUGGCAUAGAAAAAACAUGUUUGCCUGUUGCUUGUUUUUCUUACUUAAAAUAUGUAAAUAAAAUGUGUUUCUGGCUUUUAAAUGUCUAAAUAAAGAUUCUGAAAGGA